Rhopalosiphum padi (bird cherry-oat aphid) is the source of this 478-nucleotide messenger RNA. It is a transcript of the gene mRpL34, whose product is annotated as large ribosomal subunit protein bL34m. Gene Ontology annotation, cellular component: mitochondrial large ribosomal subunit; ribosome. The record is from RefSeq and is a predicted model, not a curated record. The transcript has 2 exons. Gene Ontology annotation, molecular function: structural constituent of ribosome. Lineage: Eukaryota; Metazoa; Arthropoda; Insecta; Hemiptera; Aphididae. Bases 105 to 374 code for a protein of 89 amino acids. Gene Ontology annotation, biological process: translation.
UAGGAACCGGUUCAAUUUUUUCAAUUUAAAUCAGCUAAACAAGUAAGCUAUAUUCAGAUUAUAACUCAUCAAUUUCCCAUAUAUCCUUUUGAAAAUCAUUCAGAAUGGUUUUAGGACAAAUUCUACGUAGCACUUUCCAAAAAGUUGUUGGAAUUACUUCUCAUGGGUCUACACCAACUAAUUUUUUAACACCUUCAGCAUUAAACUCUUGGUCUAUUGACUUUGUUCGCACUAAAACACGCCAUCAUUUUCCUCGGCCUAAUGAAGCAAAACGUAUUAAAAAACAUGGUUGGUGGACAAGGAUGGCAACAAAAGAGGGACGCAAAGUACUGCAGCGCAGAAUACUCAAAGGGCGAUAUGUCCUCAGUCAUUGAUUUUAUUUUUUUACUAAUGUUAAAAUAAUUUACAGUUAGUUUUUGGAAAUUUUGUGCUCAUCGUGUUUUAUAGACUAAAAUAAAAAAAAAAGAAUAAUAACCAA